Leguminivora glycinivorella is the source of this 914-nucleotide messenger RNA. Its product is annotated as protein KTI12 homolog. The record is from RefSeq and is a predicted model, not a curated record. The coding region runs from base 60 to 914 and encodes 284 amino acids. The transcript has 4 exons. NCBI's taxonomy places the organism in Eukaryota, Metazoa, Arthropoda, Insecta, Lepidoptera, Tortricidae.
UCAAUGUCAACUCAGCUGAGUUGGUGAGCUGAGAUUUGUACAUAAAAAUAACCAACAAAAUGCCUUUAAUUAUAAUAUGUGGCUGUCCAGUGAGUGGAAAAACAACAAGAGCGAAAGAACUAAAAGAGUUCUUUGAGAAAACACACGGAAAACAGGUUGAAAUAGUCUCGGAAGCGGAUGCUAUAGUCAAGUUAGGUUAUGAACCAAAUGCUACAUAUUUAGACUCGCAGAAGGAGAAAAGAGUGAGAGGGUACCUUAAAUCGGAGGUACUACGACUUAUUGGGAAGGAUAAUGUUGUUAUAUUAGACGGCAGUAACUAUAUUAAAGGAUACCGCUAUGAACUAUACUGCGCAUCGAAAGCGUCAAAAUCAACUCAGUGCACCAUAUUCACGAUACGGAACCACCAAGAAGCUUGGGAGGCCAACAUUGAGCGGAUGAAUGCUCAAGCAGCUGACGCGUACAGCCAAGAGGUGUUUGACGCACUUACUAAAUUCAGGUUUGAAGAGCCGAACUCCAACAACCGAUGGGACAGCCCUCUCUUCACAGUUCAGCCGCAGGACCAGCUCGACUUGGAGGCGGUGUAUGCAGCCUUGUUCGAGAAGAAACCUCCUCCACCCAACCAGAGUACUCAAAACCCACCCCUAACCUCCACAAAUUUCCUCUACGAGCUAGAUACCAUUACCCAAGAAAUAUCAAAACAAAUCCUUGAAGCGAAACAGUUGAACCAAGACUCAGCCCGUUUCCCUGCCUACCCCGGCUGUACCCUGGAGUCAUUACCCCUGGUGACUCCUCAGAAGCUACUCCGCUUGAGGAGGCAAUUCCUCACUUAUGCCAAGAUGAACCAUGCCGGAGAAGAUAUGCAGAAAAUAGCCAGAUACUAUAUACAGUAUUUAAAUAAAACUCUAACGGAUUGA